This is a messenger RNA of Salmo salar (Atlantic salmon), 2820 nucleotides long. RefSeq names its product protein kinase C beta type. Lineage: Eukaryota; Metazoa; Chordata; Actinopteri; Salmoniformes; Salmonidae. The record is from RefSeq and is a predicted model, not a curated record. Gene Ontology annotation, molecular function: ATP binding; diacylglycerol-dependent serine/threonine kinase activity; zinc ion binding. Gene Ontology annotation, biological process: protein phosphorylation.
GCUCCGCUCACACACCAGCAGCACGUCGCCACAGCUGUAGCAGCGCUUCUCAGUCUCCGGGGGCUGUGGGAGUUCCGAGCGAACAGGGAAGCAGGGCCCACGGGGAGUCGGGGACCCAGCAGUGUGAGGCUUGGCAGGAGUCCGGAUAUUCACACCGAGCGAACACCGGGGGGAAACCGACACCGAGAGAGGAAGAAGGGAGGGAGGCACCUGCUGAAAAGGCACACAACUCUCUCUUUCCUCCUCAUUUCAGAACACUUCCGCGUUAAAAUGGCUGACCGCGAGCAGGGCAGCAGCGACGGAGAGAGCUCGAGCACCGGGGGAUCCGAGCGGCGGGAGAGCGGGGCCGCGAGGGGCUUCGCGCGCCAAGGAGCUCUGCGCCAGAAGAACGUGCACGAGGUCAAGGACCACAAGUUCAUCGCGCGCUUCUUCAAGCAGCCCACAUUCUGCAGCCACUGCACGGACUUCAUCUGGGGUUUCGGGAAGCAAGGUUUCCAGUGUCAAGUGUGUUGUUUCGUGGUUCAUAAACGCUGUCAUGAGUUCGUCACCUUCUCCUGUCCGGGGGCUGACAAGAACGCAUCAGACGACCCGAGGAGUAAACACAAGUUUAAGGUCCAUACCUACUCCAGCCCUACAUUCUGUGACCACUGUGGAUCUCUACUUUACGGGUUGAUACACCAGGGCAUGAAAUGUGACCAUUGUAUGAUGAACAUCCAUAACCGGUGUGUGUCUAACGUUCCCAGUCUGUGUGGAACAGACCACACUGAGAGGAGAGGACGCAUCCAGAUCACCGCAGAUAUCAAGGACAACAAACUCACCGUCUACAUCCAGGAGGCUUGUAACCUGGUCCCCAUGGACCCUAACGGUCUGUCUGACCCCUACGUGAAGCUCAAACUCAUCCCCGACCCCAAGAGUGACACCAAGCAGAAGACCAAGACCAUCAAGUGUAACCUGAACCCCACCUGGAAUGAGACCUUCACAUUUCCUCUGAAGGACUCUGAUAAGGACCGGCGUCUGUCGGUGGAGAUCUGGGACUGGGAUCUGACCAGCAGGAACGACUUCAUGGGAGCGCUCUCAUUCGGCGUCUCAGAGCUCCAGAAACAAGGAGUGGAUGGAUGGUUUAAAUUGUUGUCCCAAGAGGAGGGAGAGUACUUUAAUGUUCCUGUCCAACCAGACGGAGAGGACGGCAACGAGGAACUACGACAGAAGUUUGAGAGGGCUAAGAUCGGUCCUGGUAAGAACACAGACGGCUCCUCCUCUAACUCCACCUCUAAGUACGAUAGCAACGGUAACCAGGACCGCGUCAAACUGACAGACUUCAACUUCAUUAUGGUGUUGGGCAAGGGCAGCUUCGGGAAGGUGAUGUUAGCAGAGCGUAAAGGAGCAGACGAGCUGUACGCCGUAAAGAUCCUGAAGAAGGAUGUGGUGAUCCAGGAUGAUGAUGUGGAGUGUACCAUGGUGGAGAAGAGAGUCCUGGCCCUGUCAGGGAAACCUCCCUUCCUCACACAGCUCCACUCCUGCUUCCAGACCAUGGACAGGUUAUAUUUUGUGAUGGAGUAUAUCAACGGAGGAGACCUCAUGUAUCAGAUCCAGCAGGUCGGCAAGUUCAAGGAACCCCACGCUGUUUUCUAUGCAGCGGAGAUCUCCAUCGGCCUCCUCUUCCUCCAUUCCAAAGGCAUCGUUUACCGGGAUCUGAAGCUGGACAACGUGAUGCUGGAUGCAGAAGGCCACAUUAAGAUAGCUGACUUUGGGAUGUGUAAAGAGAACAUGUUAGACGGUGUCACCACCAAGACCUUCUGUGGGACCCCAGACUACAUCGCUCCUGAGAUCAUAGCGUACCAGCCCUAUGGGAAGUCCGUGGACUGGUGGGCCUUUGGCGUUCUGCUGUAUGAGAUGCUGGCUGGACAGCCUCCGUUUGAUGGUGAGGAUGAGGAUGAGUUGUUUCAGUCCAUCAUGGAGCAUCACGUCUCCUACCCCAAGUCCAUGUCCAAGGAGGCUGUCGCCAUCUGCAAAGGGUUGAUGACUAAGCACCCAGGGAAGCGUCUGGGCUGUGGUCCGGAGGGGGAGAGGGAUAUAAAGGAACAUGCCUUCUUCCGUUACAUAGACUGGGACAAACUGGAGAACAAGGAAGUCCAGCCGCCCUUCAAACCCAAAGCUAAGAACCGUCGGGACACAGGGAACUUUGAUAAAGAGUUCACUAAGAUGGCAGUGGAACUGACUCCUACAGACAAACUGUUCAUAAUGAACCUCGAUCAGAACGAAUUCCAGGGAUUCUCCUAUACCAACCCAGAGUACAUCAUACAGGUUUAACCCUAUAGAUGAAAUAACAUGAUACUCACCAACCCAGAGUACAUCAUACAGGUUUAACCCUAUAGAUUAAAUAACACGAUACUCACCAACCCAGAGUACAUCAUACAGGUUUAACCCUAUAGAUUAAAUAACACGAUACUCACCAACCCAGAGUACAUCAUACAGGUUUAACCCUAUAGAUUAAAUAACAUGAUACUCACCAACCCAGAGUACAUCAUACAGGUUUAACCCUAUAGAUUAAAUAACAUGAUACUCACCAACCCAGAGUACAUCAUACAGGUUUAACCCUAUAGAUGAAAUAACAUGAUACUCACCAACCCAGAGUACAUCAUACAGGUUUAACCCUAUAGAUGAAAUAACAUGAUACUCACCAACCCAGAGUACAUCAUACAGGUUUAACCCUAUAGAUGAAAUAACAUGAUACUCACCAACCCAGAGUACAUCAUACAGGUUUAACCCUAUAGAUUAAAUAACACGAUACUCACCAACCCAGAGUACAUCAUACAGGUU